Messenger RNA from Aureobasidium uvarum, 810 nucleotides. The record is from the annotation of a GenBank genome assembly. Lineage: Eukaryota; Fungi; Ascomycota; Dothideomycetes; Dothideales; Saccotheciaceae.
AUGGACGACAAGAUCUCAAUCACCAUCUGCGGCGACGGUGGCUGCGGUAAAUCCUCAAUCACCCUGCGCAUCGUCCGCUCCGCCUGGACACACGACUACGAUCCCACAAUCGAAGACUCGUACUCGGUCACACGCACCAUCAAUGGCCAAACCUACUCGCUCUUCCUCACCGACACGGCUGGCCAGGAAGAAUACCGCGGCAUGUGGUCUGCCGCAAACCUGACCUCAGACGCCUUCCUCUUCGUCUACGACAUUACAAACGCCCAGUCCCUGCAGAACCUCGACUUCUUUGCCGAGUUGAUCGACAUGGAGAGGGAGCACAGACAAGAGCAGGGAAAGUGCUGGCCUGCCAUCAUGGUCGCCGGAAACAAGUGCGAUCUGCAAGGUCAGCGACAGGUCGGUGCUGCUGAAGGUCUCGAGUGGGCAAAGAGCAGAGGCUGCGGUUUCAUGGAGACUUCGGCGCGUGAAGUCGUCAACAUCGAGGAGACUUUUGCCUGUGAGUCGCCCACAUCCACUACCAGCCAUCAUGAACUGACAGUAUACAGCANNAUCGUCAAGCGCGUAGUCGAAGCCAGAGAACAAUAUGCAGCAGGUCUGCGACCAAAAUUCCCUUCUCUCGUCAACCCAGCACCUCAUAAUCAAUCCGCCUCUCAACGCGUCUCUGCCGCAACAGAAACACAUCAAUCUGCUCCUGCGCCAAACAUUACCAGCCCAUCCGAGAAGCUGCGUUUCUCAGAAUCCGAGUCUGCUGCCACAUCACCACAAAAGAAGAAGAAGGGUGGAUUCUUUUCCAGCUUGAAGUGCUGGUAG